AAAGUAGCCCUAGAUACUAUCCAAGGAAUCUAGAUAUUUCUACUCUCUAUAGGCUGCAAGUAAUAUUGGCCGUCCACGUGCCUGCAUGGAUGGAGUGUGGUACGAGGAAUCCAUUGUCCCAUUGCAGUGGGGUGUUACAAUUGGUGCUGUGGCAGCGAGGCAGGCAGCAGGCCAGGGUUUACGCGGUCGACCAGGCGGAGGCAGCACAGCAACCAGGUACAAUGUCCGGGAUGAUCGUUCUUAAUGACGUUCCUGUAUUCGCUUUAUUCGAUACUGGAGCAACGCACACCUUCAUCUCCCGACGGUGUCUCGACGCCAUCGGAGUUCAUGCAGUCACCGCUGUCGAUCCUCUCGAGGUCAGUUUAGCCUCGGGUCGAAAGAUGGUGACCUCAGCCAAAGCUACAGACCUUAGCCUUUCCAUCGGUGGCCGAGUAUUGACCGCCGACGCAUUCGUUCUCGAGAUGAAGGAUUUCGAUUUUAUUCUCGGGAUGGAUUGGCUUUCUUUCUAUCAUGCUGAUAUCAGGUGCCAUGACCGGGAGAUUACCCUUUAUCUUCCGGGAGACUUCGGCUCCAAGAACCGUUCAUUGCCUCAGGUUGUAUCGAUGGCGAAAGCCACUAAGUUAUUGCGACGAGGCAACUGCCAGGGUUACCUGGUAAGCCUUGUUGAGGAUUCCCAGAGAGCGCAGACACCUCAUGAUGUUCCUAUCGUCCGCGAGUUCGUUGACGUCUUCCCCGACGAGCUUCCAGGAGGACCGCCCAAUCGUCAGGUGGAGUUUUCCAUUGAUCUUAUUCCAGGAGCAGGUCCAGUAUCUAAAGCCCCAUAUCGCAUGGCACCUAAAGAGUUGCAAGAGCUUAAGACUCAGAUCCAGGAGCUUUUUCGACUCGGUUUUAUCCGACCGAGUGUGUCACCGUGGGGAGCACCCGUUCUUUUUGUUAAGAAGAAGGACGGAUCUAUGCGAAUGUGUAUCGACUACCGGGAUCUCAACCGGUUGACGAUUAAGAAUAAGUACCCGCUUUCCAGGAUCGACGACUUAUUCGACCAGUUGAGGGGAGCCUGUGUAUUUUCGAAGAUCGAUUUACAGUCAGGCUACCACCAACUGAAGAUUAAGGAGUCAGACAUCGCUAAGACCGCUUUCAGGACUCGUUACGGCCAUUACGAGUUU
Molecule: messenger RNA, 1163 nt
Organism: Striga hermonthica
Lineage: Eukaryota; Viridiplantae; Streptophyta; Magnoliopsida; Lamiales; Orobanchaceae
Source: the annotation of a GenBank genome assembly